This is a messenger RNA of Megalops cyprinoides (Indo-Pacific tarpon), 2348 nucleotides long. RefSeq names its product leucine rich repeat containing 24 (gene lrrc24). NCBI's taxonomy places the organism in Eukaryota, Metazoa, Chordata, Actinopteri, Elopiformes, Megalopidae. Bases 150 to 1904 code for a protein of 584 amino acids. Gene Ontology annotation, molecular function: protein binding. The record is from RefSeq and is a predicted model, not a curated record. The transcript is spliced from 5 exons.
GACAGGCUGGAGACAGAGGUGUACCGCACAGACACCCCGUUAUACGGCCGCCUGCCACGGGCACGGGAACAGCGAGUGACUCUAAACUGCCACGGGAGAACUGCAAGUGACUCGCAUCUAAAUACUUUGGGACAGGCUCCCUUGGCGUGAUGGCCCUCCCCCAGCUGUGUGUGCCUAUCCUCGCCCUCCUCGCCCGCCUCGCCCUGAGGGCCCUGGCCUGCCCCGGCGGGUGUCGCUGCUACAGUCUGACGGUGGAGUGCGGCUCCAUCAGCCUCAGAGAGAUACCGUCAGGCGUUCCGCCCACCGUGCAGACACUGUUCCUCCAGGACAACACCAUCGGUCAGAUCCGCCUGCAGGACCUGUCCCGCCUGGGCCAGCUGCACUACCUCUACCUGCAGAACAACAGCAUCUCCGCCCUCGAACCCGGGGCCUUCCGCAGCCAGGCCCAGCUGCUGGAGCUGGCCCUCAACGGGAACCGCAUCCACCUGGUCACCGCUGACGUCUUCCAGGGCCUGGAACACCUGCGGAUCCUCUACCUGGCCGGGAACCAGAUCACCCGGCUGCAGGACCACACCUUCCGCGGCCUGCAGCGUCUACAGGAGCUGCACUUGCAGGAGAACAGUGUGGAGAUGCUGGGGGAGCAGGCUCUGGCGGGGCUGUCCUCCCUGGCACUGCUGGACCUCAGCCGAAACAACCUACGAACCCUGCAGCAGGCCUCACUGCGCCCCCUGGUGAGCCUGCAGGUACUGCGCCUCACAGACAACCCGUGGCGCUGCGACUGUGCUCUACACUGGCUGCGGGGGUGGAUCGGGGGGGAGGGCCAGCGGCUGCUGAGCUCGGCGGAGCGGCGACUGGUGUGCGCGGAGCCGCCGCGGCUGGCCCACCGCAGCCUGGUGGAGGUUCCCGCCAACAGCCUGGUGUGCAUCCCGCCCGUGGUGCAGCUGGAGCCCAGCCACCUGGCGGUGCGGCUCGGGGAGAACCUGCGCGUGUCCUGCCAGGCCUCGGGCUACCCCCAGCCCCAGGUCACCUGGAGGAAGACCAGCCUGGGCCGCGCCCACGCGUCACCAAAAGGCCUGGUGCGAGAGGGCGGGGCGGUGGGAGGGGCGGCGGUGGGGCGGGGUGGAGGGGUGACGGCCCGCCCCGGCGGGGAGGGGGGCGGGGGCGGGGAGGGUGAGGCGGACCGCUUCGACCCCGACACGGGCAGCGGGAUGCUGUUCCUUAGCAACGUUACGGUGGCGCACGCCGGCCGCUACGAGUGCGAGGCCUGGAACCCCGGCGGCGUGGCCAGGGUGACCUUUCACCUCUCCGUCAACAUGUCCUCCUCGUCCUCCUCCUCUUCCUCCUCCUUGCCCGGCUCCUCCUCCUCCUCUGGGCCCCGCCCCCCCCCAGCCCGCCCCCCGGGCGCGGAGGUGAGCCGGGAGCCGCUGUACGACCUCGAGAGCAUGGACUUCAACGCGCUGAGCAUGGCCACGCAGACGGCCAUCGCCGUGGGGAUCUCGCUGCUGGCGCUCACCGCCCUGCUGCUUCUGGCCAUGAUCUACAGCCGCCGCCGGAGGCGCGAGAAGGGCCCGCAGGAGGAGAGCAUCCUGUACGUCAACGACUACUCUGACGGCCCCACCACCUUCGCCCAGCUGGAGGAGUACCGCGAUGCCCGCGGCCACGAGAUGUACGUGCUCAACCGCAGCAAGCCCGUCUUUCCACCCACCCCCCAGGGGGAGGCGCCCUCGCCCUCGCCAUCGCCCCCCGAGCCCCCGCCGGACCCGGCCACGCUGGCGGCGGGUGGGGCGGGGCCGAGGCGGGCGGGGGAGGGCAGGGAGGGGCCGCCGGCGGUGGACUCCGAGGCCCUGUUCCUUGGACAGAGCCUGCUGUUCGACACGCAGAUGGCCUACGAGAUCCACUGCUGAGGCGUGCGUGUGUGUUUGUGUGUGUGUUGAGGGGGGGGCAAGUACCUACAGGACACCCCCAUGCUCCCCAGUUUUCCAGCUCUGGCUUCAAAUCCCCCUCCCUCCCUACGGGUGAUGAUCUGGCAGCGCCCAUCACAGCUGGGCGUAGCAGGACCCCCCGCCCUACGUUCCGGAAGCCCCUCUCAGACUGCAGGACUCACACAGGCCUCUCUCUGUUUUAACUGCCUUCCCAGGCAGGGAUGGACAGACGGACGGUGCAGCGAUUGGCUGUGAACCCGUCCAAUCCUGACGCUGACCGUCGAAGCAAACAACAAAAGCAGGACAAAAAACGGCCCUCGUCAUCUGGUGGCAAACUCGGUGAGACAUUGGCAUGUGGACUCCAUCACCAGCCUGUCUUUCCUCCUCUGUGUCUUACUCCAAAAAGCCUCUGAAAGACAAGCACCG